This is a messenger RNA of Panonychus citri (citrus red mite), 2898 nucleotides long. Its product is annotated as ras GTPase-activating protein-binding protein 2-like. The transcript has 5 exons. The record is from RefSeq and is a predicted model, not a curated record. Gene Ontology annotation, cellular component: ribonucleoprotein complex; cytosol. Gene Ontology annotation, molecular function: mRNA binding. NCBI's taxonomy places the organism in Eukaryota, Metazoa, Arthropoda, Arachnida, Trombidiformes, Tetranychidae. Bases 254 to 2506 code for a protein of 750 amino acids.
GAGAGAGAGAGUAAGAGUGAAGUAAAACUGAAUUCAUCUAAUUUUUUUUAAAAAUUUGAUUUGUAAUUAAUUAAUUAAAUUGUUACUCUUUAUCUUGUUUUUUUUCUCUCUCUCUCUUUGUUAAUAGUUCUUGACCCUUGUAACAUCCUCCUUUUCUUUUCACCUUCCUUUUCCCCUUUAAUUUAAUCCUAACAAAAAUAAUCGUGUUUCUAUCUUCUUCUUCUCUCACCUUCUCUUCUCUCUCUCUCUCUGUAUGUUUCACAAAAUGAAUACUAAAGUAUCCACUGUGUCCUCAAGCGCCUCUUACGCCUCAUCAGCGGCCAUACCAGUAACCAAUGUGUCUCCUGGUGUAACUCCAAAUAUCACUUCUUCUACUUUCUCACCUCCCUCAACAACAUUGUCUACUCUUUCUAAUAAUAAUAAUAAUACUAAUAAUGUUGAUACGAAAACGACUUCCACACCAGAUAUUAAUCCCCAAGCCAUUGGUAGAGCCUUUGUUAGACAAUAUUAUACCAUGUUGAACUCCGGCCCGCACAUCUUACAUAGGUUUUACAGUGAUGAAUCCGCAUUGUUACAUGCUGGUUCCAAUUCGUCUGAAGACCCACCAAGCGCUGUCUAUGGUCAAGAAAAUAUAUAUAAGAAAAUAAUGUCGCUCAAUUUCAAGAAUUGUCACACUAAAAUUAUCCAUGUUGAUAGUCUUGAGACUGUUGGUAAUGGUGUAGUCAUUCAGGUUAUCGGGGAGCUCUCCAAUGAUUCACAGCCGAUGAGGAGAUUUAUUCAGACUUUUGUAUUGGUUCCUAGAUCACAAACCAAUUACUAUGUAAGAACAGACAUAUUUCGUUACCAAGAUCAAGAUGAUGAUGAAAUGUGCGAGGCGGAAAUGGUCGAUGAAGUAAGCAUUGAAAGGACAGAAGUCCAACCCUCGCCAGUCAAUCAACAGGUACAACCCCAACCUCAACCUCAACCUCAACCACAGCUACAACCACAACAACUACCACAACAAUUACCACAACAACUACCACCACCACCACCACAACAACAACAACAACAACAACAACAACAACCAACACCACAACCAAUUCUUCAACAUCAACCUCAAUUGGCUACUCCAGCUGCCCCCGCUGUUGUUACUGAGCACUUUAACAGUGCGGUCAUCGCCGAUAACGUGACUAGCAGUUGUCCGACUAAUGAAGUACCCAAGUAUCCUGAACUUAAUAUCAAUGGUAAUAUUAAUGAAGUAACCCAUAUCGAAGAGACUGUUGAAAUACCUGUUGUAGAAACUAUCGUAGUGGAAAAGACUAAAAUCGAUUCACCAGUUGGUAAUAACAUUGAUGAAGGUUAUAAUGAAGGAGAAGAUCGUCUUGCUAAUGAUAGCUCCGGGUCACAUGGCUCAGAGGAGCAAAAUUAUGAAGCUACUCAAGAAGAGAGUGGAAACUCAAACGAGCCUAAGACCUAUGCAAAUAUGGUCAGUAAGAAUCCUGGAAGUACGACCAGUAUCCUCCAUUCACCACCUUUUUCAUCAACUAAUAAUACGGUGGUUAAGCCUAUCGAUGGAAAUAAUGUCGCAGUUAAUGUUCCAACUUUUAACAAGAAUAAGCAUUCUAGGUCUUCUAACGAUAAGAAUGUAGACAAUACCCAAUCAACUGGUCCCUCCGUGACACCUCUGCCUACAACUAAUCAUCAAGUUAGCAAUAUUUCUAAUGCUAGUAAGCCUCUCACUUCAAAUAAUCAAAGAGAGUCUAAAAAUCGUGGGUCUCGAGGUGAGCAAGGAAGGAAAGCUCGUAAUGAGAAUAGGGAAAUAACUCCUUCAGGAGCGGAAAAUGAUACGACCCAAGGAGGAGAUUCAAGUGGUGAUUUCAGUGUACGUAAGCAACAGUUCUCAGAUGAGCAGCAAGUGUUUGUGGGUAAUCUUCUUCAAGAUAUUACGGAAGAUCAACUUCGUAAUUUCUUCUCGAAGUAUGGUAACAUUAUCGACGUAAGGAUAAAUAGAACAAACCAAAAGCAAGGACGAACUCCAAACUACGGAUUCGUCACUUUCGAUGAUCCGUCUAUUGUAAAGAAAAUUCUUUCUAUGAAACCAAUAUAUUUUGACGACCAUCGCUUCAACGUGGAAGAGAAAAGGUCACAAGCUAAUCGAGGAACUGGGAACAACAACAACAACAACAAUAAUAAUAACAAUAAUAAUAAUAAUAACAAUAACAACAAUACCAAUAGAAGUGGUUCUAGUGGUGUUCAGGGAGCUAAUCAAGGACGAUCAAUGAAUAAUUCAAAUUCAUCUGGUUCUCGAAAUCAAUCAGGAAUACGUAGAGACCGAGGUGAUCGAGGAGACAGGGGAGGUGAUCGAGAACGAGAUCGAGGUAGAGAUAGAGAUCGUUCUGAUGUUAAUAAUUUAAAAGAUCGUGAUCAGGACAGAGAUAGAGACAGGGAACGUGAACGUAAACAAAUUAAUUCAUCCAAUCGUAAAACGAAAGGACAAUUAGGUUUAAAAAGCAACUUGAUGCCAUGAAGACAAAAGCAAAACAAAAAUGAAACAAAAUAUGAUUAAAUCUUAUCUUUAUUUGUGAUGAAAACAAAAAAACAUUUUCAAAAAAAAAGCUUCUUCAUCGUCAAGAUCUUAUUUUGACCUUAUCUUUGAAAUUGUCAUAAAAUCAUCAAUUAAGGGUCAAUUUAUAUUGACGCUCCCUCAUUGACAAUUGUUUCUAGAAAAGGAGGAAAAGUUUUUACUCCUUUUGUUUCCGGAGUCAACGAUCACAGAAUUAUUUAUCCUUUUUGGAUAAGGAAAAACAAUUCUGCAUGUAAUUAACACGAAAAGACAAGAGAUAUGGAUAAUUAAUAAAAAGAAUCAGAAUCCAUUGAGGAAGAUCAAACUUCCAAUCUAUUAUAUUAAGAUGCUUUAAA